AUGACGAGGUCAUCCUACACAGAGGCGCUAAUCUCGGGACAGCAGACCGCAGAUCAAGUGGCGCAGCAGCUCUGUGGUGACAGUAAGCUAAGUACUAAGGCUGGAAUCUCGGCUGAAACGACAGUGCAAGUUGCAACGCUUGUUUUGGAGGCUCUCGUGAAGCAAUCGGCAGUCGCUACAUCUGGGUGUUAUACUGCGCCACUGUUAAAGCAACAACAGCACAAGGAUGCCGUCAUCGCUUACACCCAUCAGCACACACGCAGUGCAGCCAUCUCACAUGUGGUAGAAGCCGCACUUGCCCAGAAGCUGCUAACUGACGAGAAUCCAUUAAUUAAUCUUUUUAACUGGGACACAUUCAAAAGCCGUCUGGCCAAUCUGUGUCGUGCCUUUCCCGAGCCAGAAUUCAACCAUGCAGUUGCCGUCAAAGCCAAUCCUAUACGUGGUAUAUUGCGUGGUGCGCUUGCUCAAAAUUUCGGCGCCGAGUGUGCGUCCAUUGCUGAGGCCAAGCAUGCGCUGUCACUCGGGUUCGAGCCUCGGAAAAUCGUUUACGAUUCACCUUGCAAGACAUUAAAUGAACUGCGCGAAAUGGUGCUUGCGGGAGUCUACAUCAAUCUGGACAAUGAGGAAGAAAUUUGCAAAGUAAAUGAAAUUUUGGCGAAGUUGGGCAAUUCCGAAGAAACAAUGAAAACAUGCGCGGCACAAUUUGGAUUGCGCAUCAAUCCUAUGGUGGGAGGUGGAACCAUAGACGCCACUAGCACAGCAACCGCUGUUAGCAAGUUUGGACUCCCGCUAACUGAAACGACAAAGCCUCGAUUGUUAGCGAUUUACAAGCAGAACCCGUGGCUUCAUGGCGUGCACGUGCAUGUUGGGUCGCAGGGCUGUUCUUUAGAUCUCUUAGCUGCUGGAGUAAAGAGAGCAGUCCAUUUUGCCCUCGAAAUUAAUGCUCACGUAGGAUAUAAGCAAGUGUGUGUGCUUGACAUUGGUGGAGGCAUGCCAACUGUGUAUGACGGAGGAGAAUGCGAGGCAUAUGAUUUCCAAGAUUACGCAAACACGCUGCGAGAACAAGUCCCAGAACUAUUUGCAAGCGGGUUUACGUCGAUUAUCACGGAAUUCGGUCGCAGUAUUUUUGUUAAACCUGGAGUCACGGUGUCCAAGGUUGAGGCUAUCAAAAACUGGGUAGGACAGCACAUCGCAGUUGUGCACGUUGGCGCAGACCAAUUCCCUCGGACAGCUUAUCAACCAGAACUUUGGUCGCAUUGCAUCUCUGUACUUGACCAUCACGGACAUUCUAAGAAGAAUCUCAGCAGCGAGUACUUAUGUCAAGAUAUUGCGGGUCCGCUUUGUUUUUCUGGCGACUAUCUCGCCAAACAACUGCUACUUCCACCUAUUCACGUGGGUGACUUUGUCGUAAUUCAUGAUACUGGUGGCUACACCAUGUCAAUGUUUUCUAAGUACAAUAGCCGACAAGUAUCUUCAUAUUUUGCCUACUCAGCUAAUUGUCAAUCCGUCAAGUUUUUCAUGCUGAAGGAUCGAGAGACCACAGAGGAGACGCUUUCGUGUUGGGGUCUAGACUGUGAUGUCGAUCUAUGA
Molecule: messenger RNA, 1590 nt
Organism: Plasmopara halstedii
Lineage: Eukaryota; Oomycota; Peronosporomycetes; Peronosporales; Peronosporaceae
Exons: 1
Coding region: 1-1590 (529 amino acids)
Biological process (GO): polyamine biosynthetic process
Molecular function (GO): diaminopimelate decarboxylase activity
Source: RefSeq, a predicted model, not a curated record